GCGGGCGGCCUUGGCGCGUGGCGUCGGGGGAGCAGAGGCCAGCCCACGGCGCCCUCGAGCUCGCAGCCGCCUGGGGAGAUGGAGGGCUGCUUCUUCUCGGGGCGCCGGGCCUUGGUGACGGGGGCGGGCAAAGGGAUCGGGCGGGCGGCGGCGGUGAGGCUGAGCCGGGCGGGGGCCCAGGUGGUCGCCCUCAGCCGGACCCAGGAGGACCUGCUCCAGCUGCAGAAGGAGUGCCCUGGCAUCCAGAUAUUAUGCGUAGACCUUGGGGACUGGGAUGCCACCGAGGCAGCGCUGAGCAAAGUGGACGAUAUUGACCUGCUGGUGAAUAAUGCCGGUGUAGCACUGCUGCAGCCAUUUCUUGAGGUGACCAAGGAAGCUUUUGACAGGUCUUUCAAUGUCAAUCUUCGGGCCGCACUGCAAGUUUCCCAGAUAGUUGCUCGGAAGCUGAUUGCCAGGGGAGCACCUGGUGCCAUCGUGAAUGUCUCAAGCCAGGCCUCUCACCGGGCUCUGACUGAUCACACCGUUUACUGUUCGACCAAGAGUGCUUUGGACAUGCUGACAAAGUCAAUGGCUCUGGAACUAGGCCCCUAUGGGAUUCGUGUAAACAGUGUGAACCCCACUGUUGUCAUGACUGACAUGGGACGCCUCAACUGGACUGAUCCCAAGAAAGCUGGACCGAUGAUUAACCGCAUCCCACUGGGAAAAUUUGCAGAGAUGGAUGAUGUGGUGAACAGCAUCCUCUUCCUGCUGAGUGACCAGAGUGCCAUGACAACAGGAGCCAUGCUGCCCGUUGAUGGGGGAUUCCUUGCCUGUUGAAAUAUGAUGUUGGCUCCCUGUGGAAGGCUAUUCCCCUCAGUAUGAUUCAUCCUUUCUAAUCAUCCUGAAAGUAGUAGUGAGAAAUACUACUUCUAGAAAGUGGUCCAAGUAGCAGGCGCUAUUCCUUGUAACCAUGGAAAGAGAGUAAAGAUGACAGAGCCUGCCUUCCCUCUCUUACUGAUUGUAGACAAGCCACACUGCCUUACUUAUGGAGAAAUGUUUAUUGUAUAAAAUAAGAGGUGUUCAGCUCAUCACGCUACACAAUGGUUUAAAAAUUCGACCCAUCUCCAUUCCAACCCCUGCAAAGCUCUCCAUGCUCCAUUUCCCCAGUCCAUUACAUUUCACAAAUAGAAGGGGUUGGCAAUCAUCCUCCUACCUGCAUCUCCCCCCCCCCCGUCCACCUUUUCUUUUCAAACAUCUUACAGAAAGGCUCCUGCCAGGCAGCUCUGUUAUGCCCAAGUUGGACAAGCUUCUCUUCCUCAUCUUUGGGAGAGUUGAUGGUCAAGUAAAAUCAGCUCAGGAGCAGCACAUGGGCAGGUGGUGCCCUGAAAAGCAUAGGCAGCAUUGGAUGGCACAGAAGCUGCUCCGACUCAAUUGUAGAGCAUAAACUAGUGUCUUGUACAAUAAAGCACCCAUGGCUAGUUCUUCA
Messenger RNA from Sceloporus undulatus (fence lizard), 1465 nucleotides. It is a transcript of the gene DCXR, whose product is annotated as dicarbonyl and L-xylulose reductase. The transcript has 8 exons. Gene Ontology annotation, molecular function: L-xylulose reductase (NADPH) activity; carbonyl reductase (NADPH) activity. Gene Ontology annotation, biological process: xylulose metabolic process; glucose metabolic process. The record is from RefSeq and is a predicted model, not a curated record. Bases 79 to 816 code for a protein of 245 amino acids. Lineage: Eukaryota; Metazoa; Chordata; Lepidosauria; Squamata; Phrynosomatidae.